AUGGCUGCAAGGGACCAUUCCGUUAUGCACUACCAUUCUGGUGUUUCUUUCCUCUGUUGCUUUACCAACAAGUUGUUUGCUCAAACUAUCUUAUCGUCCAGAUUCAGUUCAUGUGCCGCUCCGUCAUUUGAGUUCAUAUUGACCGAGAAGAAAGGCGAGAAAUGCAACGUGGGCCUGAUCACCCUCAACCGCCCGAAAGCGUUGAAUGCCCUUUGCGACAAACUCGUGUCGGAACUGAGUCAAGCAGUCGAACAUUUCGAUAACGAUGACUCCGUUGGAGCUCUCGUCAUCACAGGAAGUGAAAAGGCGUUUGCUGCAGGUGCUGACAUCAAAGAAAUGCAGAGCCAGACAUUCUCAAGUAACGUGAAGAAAGGUCUUUUGAAAGAUUUCGAAAAGAUAAGAGGAUGCAGGAAACCUAUCAUUGCCGCUGUCAAUGGUUUUGCUGUAAGUGCAUUAUGUUAA
Nilaparvata lugens (brown planthopper) is the source of this 462-nucleotide messenger RNA. RefSeq names its product enoyl-CoA hydratase, mitochondrial-like. The transcript has 5 exons. The record is from RefSeq and is a predicted model, not a curated record. Bases 1 to 462 code for a protein of 153 amino acids. Lineage: Eukaryota; Metazoa; Arthropoda; Insecta; Hemiptera; Delphacidae.